AUGGCCGAGGAAGGAUCCGGGCUGGACGUGUCGGCGCGCGACCUGCGCUUGGAGCAGGCCUUUUACGGGCCCAUCAUCCACUCCACCACGGCCACCGAGGUGCAGAUAUGCCCCAAGGGCCUGCUGCUGGUUGGCCCCGACGGCAAGAUCGCACUGUUCCGCGAGCACGUCGAGAAGGCCCAGGUUGCAGCGCUCAUCGCCGAGUACGGCACGGGCGCCGGCUCGCUGCGCAUCCGCUACCUGGAGCGCGGUGUCUUCCUGAUCCCCGGCUUCGUCGACACCCACAACCACGCCCCCCAGUGGGCGCAACGUGGCACGGGCCGCGGCCUGCAGCUCCUCGACUGGCUCGAGAAGAUCACCUUUCCGCAUGAGGCCAGGUUCGCCGACCCGGCCUAUGCGCGCAAGACCUACUCGGCCUGCGUCGACGGCUUCCUGCGCCAGGGCAUCACGACAGCCUCGUACUACGGCAGCCUGCACGCCGACGCGACCAAGAUCCUGGCCGACGUGUGCCUGGAGAAGGGCCAGCGCGCCCUGGUCGGCAAAUGCGACAUGAACCAGAACGCCCCCGACUACUGCCGCGCCCAAUCCGCCGCCGAGGCGCUGCAGGCCACCAAGGACUUCAUCGCCCACGUCCGCGAGAUCGACCCGGCACACAACAUUGUCACACCCACCCUGACGCCGCGCUUCGCCAUCUCCUGCGACAGAGAGCUCCUGACCGGCCUCGGCGAUCUUGCCGAGGCCAACCCCGAUCUGCCCAUCCAGACGCACUUCAACGAGGCCGAGGAUGAAAUCGCUCUCACCAAGACCCUGUAUCACGAAUUCAGCAACGAGGCCGACUUGUAUGCCAACUUCGGCUUGCUCAACGCUCGCUCCAUUCUGGCCCACUGCAUCUAUCUCGAAGACUACGAGGUCGAGAAGAUCAAGGAACUGGGAUGCGGCGUGGCCCACUGUCCCAUCUCCAACACGACCAUCGGCGGCUUCAUGGCGGCCCCGAUCCGCCACUAUCUGCGCCACGGCAUCAAGGUUGGCUUGGGCACUGACAGCGGCGGUGGUUUCUCGUCGUCGAUCCUCGAUGCAAUGCGCCAGGCAUUCAUCGUGUCAAAAGCCCGAGAGGUCAGUACGGACGGCGAAGAUCCGGCACUCACCCUCAACGAGACCUUCUUCAUGGCGACGCUGGGCGGCGCCCAGGUCUGCGGCCUCGGGGACAAGGUUGGAAAUUUCGCAGAGGGAAAGGAGUUCGACGCGUUGGAAAUCCACACUGCGGGUGCGGGUGCAGGCAUCAUCGCGCCGGUCGAGGAUGACGACGACCUGCCGACCGUGUUUGAGAAGUUCCUCAUGACAGGAGACGACCGGAACAUCGCCAAGGUCUAUGUUAGGGGAAGGUCCGUCAAGGCAUGA
Molecule: messenger RNA, 1398 nt
Organism: Diplodia corticola
Lineage: Eukaryota; Fungi; Ascomycota; Dothideomycetes; Botryosphaeriales; Botryosphaeriaceae
Product: guanine deaminase
Exons: 1
Coding region: 1-1398 (465 amino acids)
Biological process (GO): guanine metabolic process
Cellular component (GO): cytosol
Molecular function (GO): guanine deaminase activity; zinc ion binding
Source: RefSeq, a predicted model, not a curated record